Messenger RNA from Sphaerulina musiva SO2202, 1458 nucleotides. Its product is annotated as inosine monophosphate dehydrogenase. Gene Ontology annotation, molecular function: nitronate monooxygenase activity. The transcript has a single exon. Bases 1 to 1071 code for a protein of 356 amino acids. Lineage: Eukaryota; Fungi; Ascomycota; Dothideomycetes; Mycosphaerellales; Mycosphaerellaceae. The record is from RefSeq and is a predicted model, not a curated record.
AUGGACCAACUCAAGAAAGACUUACCAUGGACCAAGGCGCCGCUGGUAUGCGUCGCGCCCAUGAGGUUGAUCGCCCUGGCAAGUCUCGCAACAGAAGUGUCAAAAGCCGGAGGUCUAGGCUUUAUAGGAGCAGGAAGUGAUGCUUCGACCUUGGAGUCAAUGCUCGAAGAGGCCACGCAGCAAGUGGCUACAUCAGAAGUGUUGAAAGAAGUCGAGAAUAUGCUGCCAAUAGGGAUUGGUUUCUUGUUGUGGGCCGGCGAGAAAUUACUGAACGAGGCUUUACCAUUGAUAACGAAGUACAAGCCAGCUGCGAUAUGGCUGUUUGCACCACGGGAGCUGGGCGACUUUGAGCUAUGGUCCAGAGAAAUCAGGAGGGUGACAGACGGCAGAACGAAGAUUUGGAUCCAGAUUGGCCAAGUUGCUGAAGCGUUGGUAGUCACAAAGACGUGUCAACCAGACGUCCUCGUCGUACAGGGGCAAGAUGCCGGUGGACACGGUCUGGAGCAGGCUUCUGGACUGGUGUCGCUCGUGCCAGAGGUAGACGAUGCCGUCUCGGAACUGGCUCAAAGCAAAGGGAUCAAGAAGCCCAUCAUUAUUGCCACUGGAGGCAUUAUGGAUGGUCGUGGAGCAGCAGCUGCAAUCGCCCUCGGGGCAUCUGGCGUCACGCUGGGCACGCGUUAUCUCGCUGCACCAGAAGCGAACAUUACCAAAGGCUACAGAGAUGCCGUGCUCGGUGCAUCAGACGGUGGCGUGUGGACGAAACGGACCAAGCUCUACGAUACACUUCGCGGCACGAGAGACUGGCCCGCACGGUAUGGCGGACGAGGUGUGCUUAAUGAAACUUACUUCGAUUCCGAGAAAGGCAUCAGUCUGGAGGAGAACCAGAAGUUAUACGAUGAGGCGCUGAAGAAAGGCGACGAAGGCUGGGGGACCAAUGCUCGGCUUGCGACAUACGCCGGUGCAGGUGUCGGUCUUGCGAAAGGCGUCAAGCCAGCCGCGAGUAUUACGGAAGAGGUUCGUGAUGACGCGAGACGCAUACUGAAGCAGAUUGCUGUAGUAGGGAGUCUGUGAGCUGACCACAGUCAUGGGUUUGCCUCCUCUCAUCUUUCCAUAUCUUCCACUAUGGCGUUCCCUUCUGCGUACUCUCUGCUCCUACUCUCGCGAGUAGUGCAAACCAUUAAUCUUCGUCUCUCUCCUUUAGCAAAACAGUGCCGAGCUCGGAUCGAUAGCAUGGAACUUGAAUCCGUAUCAGUCACGGAGUGUCGAAGUCCCCCUGCAUGUUCCGAUGACCAGGACAUACCCAUAUUCAACCAAGCAAGACAAAAAAGCUGCCCGUAGAUACAACGUCUCGACCACACAAGCCAUGAUGAUAUCCAUAGCGAUCACGCACACAAGCAGCAAGCACCACAACUACUUUCCACCCACUCCCCUCUCCGGUACAUUCUCCCACGCCUCCUC